AUGAAGUAUUUAUUGUAAAUAUCAAGAAAUCUCUAACCUGAAAAUGCAUUUUUGAAUGCAACUCUAAACUUCCGAGAUUAGGAUGUUCAGAACAGUUUUAAAACUUUCCAGAAAAAGUUAAAUAAAUGCCCAAUGAUUUUCAUAGAAACCUUUAAAAUGUUUUUGGAAUUAGCUUUGACUAUUUCAGCAAUAUUUAAAGACAAUUAGUCUGUUGAAUCAUAAAUCCUGAUAGUUUUUCCAUUGUCAAGUCUGCUAUAGAUAUGGAGUAUUUAAAGGAACUCAACAUGUAAUGAUUAUUGGAAAAUCAUUCAUGUUGUAACAAUUUUGAUCUAUUUAAGUUUGUAUGUUGAUUAAUUCAUGAUUAACGGAUAUGUGUAAUUAUAUUAUAUGUAUGUUACUCAAAGUUUAAACAACAAGAAAUACCUAAUAUGUUACUUUACAAUAAUGUAAUUUACUUAUUUGUAUUUUGAUAAUAUUUUUGAUUGGAUCCUAUUACCUUUUGAAUGGAUAUUUAUUCUUGCAAUAUCCAUUAGUAUUUAUUUGAGAGAGAGAAGGAAAUUGAUCUGUUUUUUUGAGAAAUUUAAUUUCAGUCAUGAUCUUUCAUAUUAAGAGGUAGUGCUUAACCAUAGCCUACAAUAGAACUUGUUUGUUAUUAAGUUGAAUUCAGAUUAAAAUAUGCAAGAUUAAUUUGAAGUCCUAUUUGUCAAUUAGGCUUGUAACAAGGAGUUUGCUACUAUUGAAAGCAUUUACUAAAAAAUUAAUCAAAUUUAGAUUAUCAAUUGUAAUGAAUCCAAUAUUUCUUUAUGCAAUUUAAAAGUUAAUUUAACUCAAGAACUCAUUUUAAAUAAUUUAAAAGCAACAGGAGAGUAAAUCAAUAUGAUUGACAAUCCUUAGUCUUUAAAUUACAUUCUCUAUUAAUAUAUGAGUAACUCUUAAGACAAAGAACUUCAAGAAAGUCUGCCGUUAAAAUUAACGGGAUUAAUGUAUAAUAAUCAUCAUUAAACUUAUGAUAUUUUAGUAUCUCCAUGUAUUUGGAAAUACUAAAAGAGUUUUGUAGUGUCUUUGAUUGAAAUAACAGAUAGAAUCAAAAUAUCUUAGCUUGAAAAGCUAGAUCAAUAUAAAGACAGUGUUUUGGCUACUGUUAGUCAUGAUUUGAAGAAUCCAAUAGGUGUUGUUUAAUCUAUGAUAACUUUAGUAUAAGAUAAAAUACUUGAGAAAAUACAAUCUUGUUGCAACUAUUUAGAGAUGUGCUAAACAAACGUAUAAAUACUACAAUCCUUUGUUAAUGAUUUAUAAGAUUUCUCAUAAAUUAAAUAAUAGAAGUUAAAGCUAGCCAUUAGUGAGUUUGAUAUUUUAUAAUUGAUUCAAGAUGUAAAAAAUGUAUUUCGUAUAUAAACACAAAAGAAGAACCUACAGCUAGAGAUUGUCUCUAUACUAAAAUCUACUUAAAUUUUAAAUAAUGAUCCAUUGAGAAUAAAGUAAGUCCUCUUUAAUUUACUAUCAAAUGCCAUCAAAUUCACAUCAAAAGGAAAAAUAUCCAUUAUCUUUUCUGAUGAACCUAUGGAUAUUUGCAAAUUUUGCAUUAAUGUUAAGGAUUAAAUUAAUAUUAAUAAAUCAGUAGUUGAUGUUGAUCCUCUAAUUCGAAAUCAAUAAAGGUUAAUUCUAUGUACAGUUUAUGACAGCGGAAGUGGAAUCACCCAAGAAAUUUAAAGACGGCUUUUCAGAAACUUUGCCACUUAUGAUGAUGAUAACAACACAAACAAAAAUGGUGUUGGUUUGGGAUUGAUCAUCUGCAAGUAGCUGUGUGGGUACAUAGGACCUUUGUAGUACAUUUAUCUAGAAUCAUAAGUUGGAGUUGGUUCAACUUUUUAAUUCGUCAUUUAUAAAAAUUAUGAUAAAUAAUAGCAUCACUAAUAAUAAGAUUAGUUUAGUGUCGAUUCCAUAGAUUAUGAUGUAUCAGUGCAUUCUCCAUAUAAGAAUAUGAUUAGUACAAACCAACUUGCUCCAUUCCAUAAAAAAAUUAAUAAAAAAGAAAAAUUAUAAGUCUUAAUCGUAGAUGAUGAGUCGUUUAAUAAUAUGUUAUUAAAAAUAUAGUUAUCAAAAAUAGGAAUCUAUAAGGUAGAUACUGCUUUUGGAGGGCAAAUAGCAAUAGAUAUGGUUUUGAAACAGCGUUAUGACGUUGUAUUUUUAGAUUUCAAUAUGCCAGGAAUGAAUGGGUUAUAAUGCAUUAAUGAAAUCAAACGGAUAAGUCCAACUACUAAAAUCUAUAUGUUGACUGCUUUUAAUGAUAUGAAGACUCAACAAAAUUGCCUUAGCGCUGGUGCCGAUAAAAUUCUGUAAAAGCCACCAACCUCCUAAGAUCUUAAACUAUUGUUUAUUUGA
This is a messenger RNA of Paramecium tetraurelia, 2382 nucleotides long. RefSeq lists its product as uncharacterized. The record is from RefSeq and is a predicted model, not a curated record. NCBI's taxonomy places the organism in Eukaryota, Ciliophora, Oligohymenophorea, Peniculida, Parameciidae. The transcript is spliced from 3 exons. Gene Ontology annotation, molecular function: phosphorelay sensor kinase activity. Gene Ontology annotation, biological process: phosphorylation; phosphorelay signal transduction system.